Molecule: messenger RNA, 615 nt
Organism: Larimichthys crocea (large yellow croaker)
Lineage: Eukaryota; Metazoa; Chordata; Actinopteri; Sciaenidae
Product: piggyBac transposable element-derived protein 2-like
Exons: 2
Coding region: 1-615 (204 amino acids)
Source: RefSeq, a predicted model, not a curated record
AUGAAGGCUUCCGUGUUUUAUGGCAAGCGCGUAAGCACGCAACCUCACGUUAGACCUCCCCCAGAGGACAGUGAAGACAGCUGUCUCAGUGAUAGUGCAGGCAGCAAUGAGGAAUAUGUUCCCAAGCCAGGUGAUGAAGAUAGUAGCAGUGAGAGCGACAGGAGUAGCACUGAUGAGAAAUGUGUGCCCAAGCCAGGUGAUGGUGAGAGCAGUAGCGAGAGCGACAGGAGCAGCAGUGAUGAGGAGGUUACUAGCACCAGUGCCCAAGCUGCAAGAAAGAAACAAAAGAGACGAAACAAAGAAAAAGUGACGUGGAAGAUGAUGAAACAGACUCAGAGCUCUGCAAAAAAUGUGCCAGUGUGGCAAAGUGCCCUCCCAGGCAGUGACUCAAUCACACUGCCUAUUGAUUAUUUCAGACAGUUUUUUGACACUGAACUUUUGGCUCUUAUUGUCAAUCAGAGCAAUCUGUACAGCACACAAGAAAAUCCAAACCAUGCCCUGAAAUUAGAUCAGAAGGAAUUGGAGCAGUUCAUUGGAGCUGUUUUGUACAUGAGUGUUAUCCGCUUACCUCGCUCUAGGAUCUACUGGUCUAAUGCAUGUCGUGUAUGUAUGUAA